ACGUCAGCUCUCGUGUUGAGGACGCACUGAAAGAGCUCUGAUGGUGCAUCGGUAGAAGCAUGUGAGUAACUAUAACAAAGACAUAAACUCUUCUGUGUGUAAAACAUAAAGAGACUUGUUUAGUCUGAUCGAGCUUAUAAUGCGACCGGAACAGGCUCUUGCUGCUGCUGGAAUGUUUCUCUGUCUUUGACCUCCAGAGGAUCAAGAGUUUACCGUCACAAGCCUCGCUCUUCCCUCUCAGAUUGGAGCGCUCAGUGAUCUUUAGACGUCUGAAUCAGUCAGUUAUAAAGCAGCACAUGUCCUCACGGUGUCCUGUUCUAAUGAUUGACUUGUUGGGUAUUCCUGCUCAGACUCUGAGGGAGGAACCCUGCAACAUCCAAGAGGUCUCUUUCAGGAAAUAGAAUGGAUCCACAUGACCACGCUUCUGACUUCCCGAGUCUGGACUUGUACACUGAUGCUCCUCAGCCUUUGAGAGAGGAUCUAUACGUGGAGCACACAUAUGAAUCACUAACAACUGUCCGUCAAACUGUGGACCCUGUGUACGAGAGCAGUUUUUUUGGACUUCUACCUGAUGGAGAAGGGGCCUCGGCAGAUGCCAGACAGGCCACCAAUGCUGCCCCUGUGCUGCUCAGACAUCGGUUUCCCAGUGAGGCUUUGCCAGUCAGACGCAAGCCUCCUCCCUUACCUCCAAGACCACGCAACUUGGGGAAAAAAACAACGUCCUUCGAUCUCCCAGACCACGCACCCCAGCUGACUCGCUCCAACACUGAAGUGGGCCGUCAUGACCCAUGGACCAUCAGGGUCAUCGACACUCCAGAGGGCAGCACCAGAGAGUCGGCUUUGUUUUGUGAAUCCACGACUAAACUGAUGUCACGCUACAAACACUGGGACCAGGUUCAUAACUCGGGUGUGGUGCGAGGUCGACUCUUCCCGGUUCACCCUGCCCUGCUGCACCAGGUCACGCUGAACGUCACUGUUGUUACUGACAAUGACAGCUACCAGCUCCCUGUCCCCACCACCAUCGACGUCAGCGUCCAGACUCUGAUUGAUCAAGUGGUCGAGCUGCUGGACCUUCCGCCCAGCACCGAUGGACACUACGUGCUGAAGCUUUGCAACUCAGAGCAGUAUCUCCAGAAUGACAGAAUCCUGGGUUCACAUGAGACCGUUCAACACUACACUAAGUUCAACAUGGUGCUCCCGCUCCGGCUGCUAAACAUCAACAACCUCACUCGUCACCUUUCCAGAAUUGAGAAGGACGACAUGGCCGUGUUCCAUCUCUACCACUUUCUGCGUUUUGCCAGCAUCUUCUCCGUGUCCAAGUUGAGCCUGAAUAAUGUGUUGGCGUGCUACAACAAAGAGGCCUCAGAGAUUGUGAGAAGUCAGUCAGGGGCCAACAUAAGCGCCCUGGUGGAGGCGGUUCGCACCAUCAGUAAUCUUCUGUGUGGACUCUCGUGUCAGGACUUGGAGGACGCCAUUGGAGGCAUCAACAGAGUCAACUCGCUAUUUCUGUCUCGUGACGAAAUGUUUCAGUGUGAGAGUGCGAUGCUCGUGCUUCACAUGGCUCUUCAAAGAGUGCUUCAGGUGUUUUUUGACAACAUCCAGUCCGACUUCCGUUGUCAGACAGAGGUCAACGUCCGGCCAAUCUGCGACAUAGAACAGAACCCUGAAAUCCUCCAGUUCAACAUCGCCUCGUUCUACCAACUGCAGCCCCCCUGGAUGACAUCUUACGAGUCCUUCUCCGUGACCUGUAAGGUGACGUACGUCAGGACGGAGAUGUGCUCGGAGGGUGUUUCGGAGAACAUCAGCACCGCCUUGGCUUUAGGAAACAAGAUCCAGUGCAACCGCAUGAUGGUGUUUCCUGUCCAGGUGAACAAGCUGCCGUUUGAGACCAUGCUGACAUUCCAUCUGUUGGGCAGCAAGCGAGGGAAGACUCCGGACCUGCUGUGCUGGGCGGUGCUGCCACUCUACACCAACAAGACUCUGGUGAACGGAACCAUCCUACUAGGUAUGUCCUCAUCCUCCAUGCCCCCCACGCCUCCUUCUCCUGCCCUCUAUGACGGCCUCAGACAAGCUUCCGGGGUCAUCAUGCAGCUGGAGUUUCGGGCCGAACAUCAAUGGAGGUAUCUGAGGCCGAUCGCCCUGCCAGGGUCGGUUGAUUUCUCUCCGCCAUGUGAAGAUGCGCAGAGGAAGAUUUUGGAGAUCUCAAACCAUCACUGCCCUCGAUUUCUCUCUCCAAACCAGAGGAAGUCUCUGUGGGACAAACGCCACUGUUGCAAUAGAGCCAACACUUUCCUGCACUUGCUGCUAGGUGUCGCCCCCCGGUGGCAGCCUGAAGACCUCACAGAGCUCUACACUGUUUUAAAGAACUGGACCAUCAGUCGACCAGAAGAGGCUCUUUUCCUGCUCAGCGACAGUUUCCACGAUCAGACCGUGCGGAAAGCUGCGGUCCAGUACUUUGAAGAGAAUUCCGAUGAAGAGCUGGAGCAGUUCCUGCCUCAGCUUGUUCAAGCACUAAAGAGUGAGUGGGAACUUCAUGGACCGCUGGUGAUGCUGCUGUUGGAGAGAUCCAUGAAGAACAUCCGUGUUGCCCAACAACUUUACUGGCUGCUGGAGGAUGUUCUCGUGGACCAUCACUACUACGGCUGGUACAGUAAGAUCCGUGCUGCGCUGCGUUUCUGCUGUGGGGAGGCUUUGAGGGAGGAGCUGGACAACGAAUCCAAGCUGGUGUCAGUGCUGGUCGAGGUGGCUGAGACUGUUCGCACUGCUGACAAAAGCAAGCGGAAGAACAUCAUGGGCAGAGAAAAGUCAAAGAUUCAAGACUUCUUCAGCAGCGGAACUCACUGUUGUCUUCCCCUGGAUGCUGCCGUCCGCGUACAAGGAGUGGAUUUGCAGGCCUGUAAGGUCUACAGCUCCUACACUGCUCCUAUUGGUGUUUCCUUCAUCUGCACCGACUCUCUGGCCAAGAACGUCAGCAUCAUCUGCAAGACCAGCGAUGACCUGCGGCAGGACAUGCUCGUGCUCCAGAUCGUCCGAAUCAUGGACCGCGUGUGGCUCCAGGAAGGGCUGGACCUGCGGAUGGUCACGUUCAGGUGUCUGUCGACAGGCAGAGCUCAGGGCGUCAUAGAGGUGGUGCCAGACGCAGUGACUCUGGCUAACAUCCAGCAAGAGUGGGGCCUGGAAGGGACCCUCCGCGCAGACACCCUGAAGAGAUGGUUCAGCAUGUACAACCGGACCAAGGAUGACUAUGAAAAGGCUGUGAUGAACUUCAUCCACUCAUGUGCCGGAUGGUGUGUCGCCACCUUCAUCCUCGGCAUCUGCGACCGUCACAACGACAACAUCAUGCUGAAGCACAGCGGACACAUGUUCCACAUCGACUUCGGCAAGAUUCUGGGAAACGCGCAGAUGUUUGUGAUGGUGAAAAGGGACCGUGCCCCGUUCAUCUUCACCUCAGAGAUGCUGCACUUCAUCACCGCCGGCGGAGAGAAACCUCAGCACUUUCAUUUCUUUGUGGAGCUUUGCUGCGAAGCGUACAACAUCAUCCGAGGGCGGUCUGCUCUCAUCCUCAGUCUGCUGGAGUUGAUGCUUAACGCCGGAAUGCCGGAGCUGAAGGACUCUCAGGACCUGCGGUUUGUUCUGGACAACCUCCGACCCAACAACACGGACCUGGAGGCAACGUCUUUUUUCACAAAGAAGAUCAAGAAGAGCAUGGAAAGCGUCGCAGUCAAGCUCAACUUCCUGUCUCACAGCAUAGCUCAGGGGAAGAAAGAGUCCAAAGCACACAAUGGGAUUCCGGGGCCCAACACCAACAUACAGGAUGUGACCAUCCAGGGCUGCAGCACUGACAAACAAGACAAAUGGGUCUUUGACUUGAAAGUCACGAUUGACGACGGCUUCCUCACCAGCCAGAUGACCUUCGAGCAGCUGGAGCAGAUCCAUCGGCAGCUGCAGAAGCGCUUUAUCGAGUCCACACUGCCUCAAUUUCCUCGCAAGUUAUUCUCGAUCACCAAAAGCAAGAGGAUGUCUCAGCUGAACAAAUACCUCAAACAGCUAUUUGAGGGACCGUGCAAGGGGAACGAGUACGUCUGCAGCUUGUUCUUGGACGGUCCGGAGAAAGAGCAGGAAGCUGCCGCUAGGGAAAACAGACCUCAGAUUCAGCUCUUCAUUUCCUACGCCGACUCCAAGCUCUCAGUCCUGGUCAAGCACCUGAAGGACAUCAAACACACUAACGGUUCCAACCCUGACGCGUACGUGGUCACCCGUCUGAGACUGGACCCUCAGGAGCUGUCCAAGAAGAAGACCAAAAUCGUGAGGAACAACGACAACCCCACUUUCAAUGAGCUGCUGCAGUACAACCACGUCCCUGUGCUGCACGGUACAGUCCUGGAAGUGGCAGUGAAGAGCAGGAAGUCGUUUCUAGCCUCCACUUGCAUCAAGCUGCGGGACGAGCUGCUGAACAAGGAGGCCUGGUUCCCUCUGGGCUGCAGCGACAUCUAAAGGGAGGUGCAGGGACAGCUCUUUGCCGGCAGAUGGCGCAGUCACGUUGGUUUUGGAGCUGGUGAAACUACUUGCCGUACAAACGCUGUUUACUUCCGGAAGAAGAUGAACGAGAACCCGUCACUUGCACUUUACUUGGCGCUCACACUUGUGAGUCACUUUUUAAAUGUCAGUGUGGCAGAUUGAGAUGGAAAUUAUGCUGCACUGACUUUGCUUUUGUAAAGAAAUGUUCACUCAUUAUUCUUUGGUUCAACUUGCUGAUUGUUUGCACUGGACUUUAAAGGUAAAGCAUGAAUGCAUUUUUAAUAUGUAUUUACACACUUUUAUAUCACAAAGUCUGUGCAAGAUUCUCCAAUUCAAAGGCUUAUGUUAAUGAAGGAUAAAACGUUGUUACUCGUUUUAUCAGAAGUAACUCAACUGUUAACUCUCAACCUAAAAUGUUAUUGUGCUUGUUAUGAA
This is a messenger RNA of Synchiropus splendidus (mandarinfish), 4953 nucleotides long. RefSeq names its product phosphatidylinositol-4-phosphate 3-kinase catalytic subunit type 2 gamma (gene pik3c2g). NCBI's taxonomy places the organism in Eukaryota, Metazoa, Chordata, Actinopteri, Syngnathiformes, Callionymidae. Gene Ontology annotation, cellular component: plasma membrane; phosphatidylinositol 3-kinase complex; cytoplasm. The record is from RefSeq and is a predicted model, not a curated record. The transcript has 32 exons. Gene Ontology annotation, molecular function: phosphatidylinositol binding; 1-phosphatidylinositol-3-kinase activity; 1-phosphatidylinositol-4-phosphate 3-kinase activity. The coding region runs from base 403 to 4494 and encodes 1363 amino acids. Gene Ontology annotation, biological process: cell migration; phosphatidylinositol-mediated signaling; phosphatidylinositol 3-kinase/protein kinase B signal transduction.